AUGGCGGCCCUGCGGAUGCUGGACUACACCGCCUUGUGGUGGGACAAAUGCAGGACUCUGGAAAGUUUGGCGUUGAGCGAAAUUUUCAACUUCAUCCUGAACAUCCUGUUGCCCAUCUCGUUGGGCUUCUUCUCCCUGCCGAUCUCCCGCAAGCCCUGGAUCACCGUUCGGUGGAUCAGCACCAUCUGUUACAACCUAGACACCAAGCUGAGAUCGCCAGCCAAGCUCGGGGGGCUCCAGGGAGCUGAAGGACUUCCUCCAGGGCUGCAUCACCCGCGGCUGUAA
Molecule: messenger RNA, 285 nt
Organism: Staurois parvus
Lineage: Eukaryota; Metazoa; Chordata; Amphibia; Anura; Ranidae
Source: the annotation of a GenBank genome assembly